UCUCCCUCGCUGUUUCUUUUUCUCCUUUACUCUUUCACGCACUGGCAGCAUUCGAGACUCUGCUGUCAAAAUGCAAGGGCUCGCCUGACAGCGAAGGAACGUUACUGCUCCUCGUCGUCGUCGUGGUCUGGUCGCGUAGCACAGGAGCGAGCGCGACCUUUAUCAUUUUCUUUCCCUUCCCUGUACCGUUGCGCGUGAAACAUCGUCCCCGCGUGCUGUGAAAAGGGGAAGAUGGCAAUGGGACGGACUUUAUUAUGUUGACAUCAUUUCGGUGCGUUUAAGUGGUUAAAAAGUGUGUGUAUCUUUAUUGUACAGUGUAUGCGUGUGUGUGUUUAUUGAGAUUCCCAGAUCCGGAUCGAAGUGGUAAAAAAGUUAAGUCGGAAGCGGAAUGAACACGUGUUUGGAGUGUAAACGGCGCUAUGUUGAAAACUGCUCUACGGUUGCGCAUACACCACGAUUUGAUGGGAGUUCGGUGACACGACACGCGAAAUUGCACGCAAAUUGCAUCGAAUAACGACGGGGGAUGAUGGAUACGUACAAGAUAGUAGUCAUCGUUCAAUAAGUGUUCAGGAAGAAAUAAGAUUCGCCCAACAUGAGACAAUCAGCAGUAGCAGAGUGAUGUGUACGGUUCUUAGUAGCUUACAAGCAAUAACCACGUGCCUAGAAAAGUGUGUACUUUCGAUCCGCCAGGAACAACCACCGUUGUAGUGUACAGCUUGGAUGUGAUUUGUUAUCAUUGCCCCGUGGCCGGUGGGUAAUUUAUGGUAAAAGUUUGUUGUUAAUGAAACGUCGUUGAAUCCGUUGCGUUUCGUGUGCUUUCGUGUAUAUGUCUCAGGAAUAUGUGUGAAGUGAAGUGAGCAAGUGAUCCAAACCACUCUCUAGCAUUAUCCAUCUGAAUGAUAAACGGUGAGAACACGGCUUUCGAUGUGUGAGAUUCAUGCACGACAGUGAACAACGAUCGAAUUGUUACAAAAGAAGAGGAAAACAUAACCGUCUAUACAGCUACCAAGUUUGCUCAAGCUGAAGGUGAAAAUUCAACUAUACAAGCUCUGCCACACACCAAGACUGCCACGCGGAUUAUCGUUAUUGCCAACCGAUUGUUUGCCCGAAAAAUACAGAGAGAGGGAGAGAGGGCCAACGACGACUGCUGCCUUUUCAUAUACGACUGAUAACUGAGACUGGAACUUACGUGACGAUUGUAUCGUGCGGCCAUCGGAUAGAGUACUGUACUGCAGUUCUUAUCGACUUUUUGGUUUUGGCACAAGAAAUCGCCCAAGAAAAAACAACAACACAAAUCAUUAAAACAUUACCGAGCUUGUCGGCAGGCCAUCAGCGCGCAUCUCACAUUGAUUGAGCCAAAGUGGCAAAGACCCCCUCCCCCCGCCCCCACUCCCUCCCAUCCAUCAAACCGGGAUCGAUCGUUGUGGUAGGAUCGAGUUUGACCGGGGUUAAUCUUCCCAGUGCAGCGCAUUACCGAUGAAUCAGCAGCAGCAGCAGUAUUUCCACCAGAAGUUUGAUGACUUUCACAGCAGUGGACCGAGACCGCCCGUGCCCGGAGAGGAAAGCCGCCGGAAGAUGACGGAAACGUCACAUUCGGACCGAACCCGGGACGGUUCGCCCCCGGCGUACGUGCGCUGGGCGCAGAAGCUCGCCUACCUGCUGGAGGAUGGCGACGGGGCCGAACUGUUCAAGCGCUACGUGGAGCUGGAGGGCGAGGAACCGUCGAACCGGCUCAAGUUUUACUUCGCCUGCGAGGGCCUCAAGCAGCAAACCGACGCGGACAAGGUGACGCAGCUGAUCGGGGCCAUCUACCGGCGGUUCCUCAAGAAGGCCCAGCCCGGCUCGGAGCUGUACGUGAACGAGUCGCUGCGGAACUUUAUCAAGGCGGGGCUGAAGAAUGAGCUCGAGCUUACGCCGGACAUCUUCGACCAGAUGCAGGCGGACGUGGCGAACAUCAUCGCCGAAACGACCUACCCGCACUUCCUGCAGUCCGACCUGUACCUGCAGUACGUGCAGAACAUGCAGAGCUCGAGCAGCAGCAGCAGCGUGAUCGGCAGCGGCAGCAACUGCAGCCUGGUCGCGGCGGCCUCGGGAGCGCCAUCGGCGGGCGGUGGUGGCGGCGCUGCACCGGGCUCCUCGACCGCUGGUGGUGCAUCGCAGCAAGGAGGCGGUGGUGGCGCUGCUGCCGGUGGUAGUGGUGGCAGCGCCGGUGCGGGUGCCUCCUGUUCGCUCACCAGCAGUAGCUCGACGUCCGAGCUGUUCCUGCACAGUACGUCCGCUCUGCCAACGGUGCACGAGGAUGCCGAGCUGCUGGCGAAUGCGGACUCGAUCGAGCAGCUGUACGGUGCCACGGGACCGGGCUUGGACAGUCAUAUGGCGUUGGUGGGUCCACCGCUGGUUCCGGCGGCCACUGCCUCCCCAUCCAAGGUUCCGAUGACGCUCACGAAGGACGCACUGAUGGCGACGCAGAAACGCCGUCUGGAAAUGAGACCACCUGGACCACGCGGCUACUCCGUGUACACCGCCUAUGCAUCCUAUAAUCCGGUGUCGCGGCGUGACUCAGAACUGGCCAGUCUGAGCUCCGGCCGUACCGAUUCCGAUACGAUGUCGCUUUCGAGCAUCUCCACCGAUGGUCGGCCACAUUCGCAGCGAAAACAUCACCAUCAUCAUCAUUCGUCGAUAGAGCGAAGAAUGAUGCGUGAAAAUGCCUUAACCAACGAAGAGGUCGAUACGUUUGCGAUAAUUCCACGCACCCACCGGCACACGCAAAAGCAACCGCCGCCGAUGGAGUUUGCCAAGAUUCUGAUCAACAAGCUGGAGUGUGUGGCCCGCGAACAGGAGAAGGAUGAAGUGUUGUGCAAAAAGAUGCAGGAGGCCGAACUGUCCGAUCGAUCGCAGAACAAGGUGCUAGCGGACGCGAUCCGGCAGAAGCUGCAGGUGGACGACGACAACGAUCAGGACAUUCUGGACCAGCACGUGUCGCGGGUGUGGUCCGACCUGACGCCCAGCCGGUCGCCCGGCACGAUGUCACCCUGCCCGCCGAACAUGAUCGGUUCCCGCUCGCGUCGCCAUGAGUUGGCCAGCUUUGGAGGAGCACAAUCAUCGAUGCGGCAUUCGAAAUCAAUGCCGGAAGGGCAUCCGCUGAUGGGGCCGCCGAUGCAACCGAUGACCAUGCAAAUGUCGUCCGGUUCGCGCAAGCUGGCCAACAAAUGGCCCUCGGUCAAUACGGACAGCGGUAUCAGCCUGUUCUCGACCGACACGCUCACGAAGCACAGCAGCAGCGGCGGUGGCAGUCGGGGCGAGCUAAGCCUCGGCAGCAGCUCGCGCCCACUGUCGCGCACGAUGCAUUCGGACAUGCACACGGCAACACUGCUGCAAGAAUCUAGCCGCCGAUUGGAGGACGAAACGCGACGAUCGAAACGCUACCAGUACCCGCAGCAGGCCAGUGCAAUACAGAGCAUGCCCUUACCGCCGGUACCGUCGAUGACGUCGUCGGGCAGUUUCGGUAGCAGCCUUCCGCCGGCCAUGCCGCCACCGCCAAUCCCUGCCAAACCGAGCCAGGCCCCGAACGAGUUUACCAUCGUGGUGUACUCGUUCUGCGACGAGGAGGUCCCAUACCGGAUAAAGAUCCCCGGUACGCAACCGCCAACGCUGAAGCAAUUCAAGGACUACCUGCCCAAGAAGGGAAACUAUCGAUUCUUCUUCAAAACGCGCUGCGAGGACCUGGACAAUCCUGUCAUACAGGAGGAGGUGAACAGCGACAGCGAACCCUUGCCACUGUUCGAGGGCAAGGUGAUGGGUACCGUAAAACCAUCGGAAUAAACGACGCCCGUUCGACUACUUCUCCCCUUCUGCUCCACGUGCACUGCAAAAGUGUGCCUUGCGGGUAGUGUUUUGGGGCCAGUUGUGUGGUAGGUUAGUCAGCCCAGCGCCCAGACAAUGCUACAGUACGCAGAAGAUAAAAGUGUAAGGCUUCCAUUAGCAUUUAUUUUAGGGUCGUAGCAAAAUGUGUCGACGGGUUCGAACAAAUGGCAAUUCUCAUUUGGGGCACCCAUACAGGCUUCCACAAAAAAAAAAAAACAAAUACAAAACAAAAUUGAAACAUAUUAACCACAGGGUCGCGGAAAAAAGGCACUGCUAAAUCUAGUAGAGACACGUAUACAUAAUGCCAAACGUGCCUUUUUUUAUAAUACAUACACUCACAUCCUUACCAGACGACGAAACUACGAAAAAAAGAGCAAUCAUUAUUUAGCAGCCAACGUUUGAAUGUUAAAAGGCUUUCUCUUUUCCCAUUUUUUUGCAAAUAAUUGGCAUAUUAAUUUCAUUUUUAGAGUAACAAAACAAAACCUAAAUUGUAAGACUAGUAGAGUGACGCAAAGUGUGAUUCAAACGCGCGCGCAAAGCAAAAAAACAUCAAACGGCACACGACUGAUUUGACACGAGCAAACGAAAUCAAAUUUGAAUGUAUCAGUAUUUUAAAGCGCGUCUAAUGAUAUGGUGUUCUGGCAAAACGAGGGAGCAAAACAACAGGGAAGCAAAUGUAAGGAAAGAAAGUGAAUAGAUAAUUAGACACAUUUUCAACUACAUCACAAAUUAUUCGUCAAAAAAUUAUAGUUUUUCUAAAGAAAAUUAAAACCAUUUAAGUGCGUCGAA
Messenger RNA from Anopheles merus, 4653 nucleotides. RefSeq names its product axin (gene Axn). The record is from RefSeq and is a predicted model, not a curated record. The coding region runs from base 1477 to 3822 and encodes 781 amino acids. NCBI's taxonomy places the organism in Eukaryota, Metazoa, Arthropoda, Insecta, Diptera, Culicidae. Gene Ontology annotation, biological process: negative regulation of canonical Wnt signaling pathway. The transcript has 11 exons.